AUGGCGGCGCCCGUGGGACCGGUGAAGUUUUGGAAACCGGGCACGGAAGGUCCUGGUGUCAGUGUCUCAGAGGAGAGACAGAGUCCUGCUGAGAGUAGUGGCAUAACAGUCAUCUAUAACCCUUAUGCUUCCCUUUCUAUUGAGCAACAAAGACAAAAGCUGCCUGUUUUUAAGCUAAGGAAUCACAUACUUUAUCUAGUGGAGAACUAUCAAACUCUGGUGAUAGUUGGGGAAACAGGUUGUGGGAAAUCAACGCAGAUUCCACAAUACCUAGCAGAAGCUGGCUGGACAGCCGAAGGUAGAGUUGUCGGAGUGACGCAGCCCCGUCGGGUUGCUGCUGUUUCAGUUGCAGGUCGAGUUGCUGAUGAAAGGGGUGCAGUGUUGGGUCAUGAAGUUGGAUAUUGUAUUCGGUUUGAUGACUGCACGGAUCCACAGGCUACAAGAAUUAAGUUUCUAACUGAUGGUAUGCUGGUGAGAGAGAUGAUGGCUGAUCCUUUAUUAACAAGAUACAGUGUCCUCAUGCUGGAUGAAGCCCAUGAAAGGACUCUUUAUACAGAUAUUGCUAUUGGCUUACUAAAAAAGGUUCAAAAGAAGCGUGGGGAUCUUCGACUGAUUGUGGCUUCAGCCACCUUGGAUGCAGAGAAAUUCAGGGAUUUCUUUAAUCAAAAUGAUACCGGUGACCCCAGCAAAGAUACCAGUGUGAUCCUUACUGUCGAGGGGAGAACGUUUCCUGUGGACAUCUUUUACAUACAGAGUCCUGUUCCAGAUUACAUAAAGUCAACUGUGGAAACUGCAAUGAAAAUUCACCAGAUGGAGAAUGAUGGUGAUAUACUGGCAUUUUUAACCGGCCAGGAGGAAGUGGAGACUGUUGUUUCUAUGCUCAUAGAACAGGCUCGGGCUCUUUCUCGCACUGGAAUGAAAAAACACCUCCGUGUCCUCCCCAUGUAUGCUGGGCUGCCUUCUCCUGACCAAAUGAAAGUGUUUGAGAGAGUUUCUCACAGUGUCAGGAAGGUGAUAGUAGCCACCAACAUUGCUGAGACCUCCAUCACAGUUCAUGGAAUUGCAUUUGUAAUAGAUUGUGGUUUUGUGAAGCUUCGAGCCUAUAACCCCAAAACAGCCAUUGAAUGCCUUGUGGUGGUCCCAGUUUCUAAAGCUUCGGCUAAUCAGAGAGCAGGACGUGCAGGACGGAACCGCUCUGGAAAAUGUUACAGACUUUAUACAGAGGAGGACUUUGAGAAGUUGCCCAAGUCCACCGUUCCUGAGAUGCAGCGCAGUAACCUUGCACCUGUCAUCUUGCAGCUGAAGGCUUUGGGAAUUGACAAUGUGCUCAGGUUCCCCUUUCUUUCGCCACCUCCUGCACAGUCAAUGGUGCAAGCUUUAGAAUUGCUGUACGCUUUAGGAGGUUUGGAUAUGCACUGCCGUUUAACAGAGCCUCUUGGAAUGAGAAUAGCAGAGUUUCCUUUGAAUCCUAUGUUUGCAAAGAUGCUUCUUGAAUCAGGAAAUUUUGGCUGCUCCCAGGAGAUUUUGACAAUUGCUGCCAUGAUGCAGAUUCAAAACAUCUUUGUGAUCCCUCCAAAUCAAAAAGCUCAGGCUGCCAGGCAACACAGAAAGUUUGCUGUGGAAGAAGGCGAUCAUCUCACUAUGCUUAACGUUUAUGAAGCCUUUGUCAAACACAGCAAGAGCUCUCAGUGGUGUCAGGAACACUUUCUGAACUACAAAGGGCUUGUUAGAGCUUCUGUUGUAAGAGAGCAGCUGAAAAAGCUUCUUGUCCGCUUUAAAGUGCCAAAGAAGUCCAGUGAAGGUGAUCCAGAUCCUGUUUUGAGAUGCAUAGUUUCUGGUUUCUUUGCUAAUGCAGCUAAAUUCCACUCUACCGGAGCUUACAGGACUAUCCGUGAUGACCAUGAACUUCAUAUCCACCCCACUUCAGUGUUGUAUGGAGAGAAACCUCCACGCUGGGUUGUCUACAAUGAAGUCAUACAGACUGCUAAAUAUUACAUGAGAGAUGUGACUGCCGUUGAGUCUGCAUGGCUCUUGGAACUGGCACCUCAUUUUUACCAGCAAGGAACGCAUCUUUCCUUGAAAGCAAAAAGGGUUAAAGUAGAUGACCACUGAUUUGACAUGACUUCAGUCUUGUGACAUCAGAUGGAGAAGCUACCAGUGAUUUCAAGCUGGCUACAGUCCA
Molecule: messenger RNA, 2182 nt
Organism: Gavia stellata (red-throated loon)
Lineage: Eukaryota; Metazoa; Chordata; Aves; Gaviiformes; Gaviidae
Gene: DHX35
Product: DEAH-box helicase 35
Exons: 22
Coding region: 1-2112 (703 amino acids)
Cellular component (GO): catalytic step 2 spliceosome; intracellular anatomical structure
Molecular function (GO): RNA binding
Source: RefSeq, a predicted model, not a curated record